CCACCAUCUCCACUGAAAUGAAUAAAAGAUCUCCCCCCUGUCCACCAGAACGCCCCCUCCCAAUAAACCUCAGAGAACCCCUCGACCCCCCUACGCCCGCACGCCCGCACGCCCGCGAUGCUCCCGGCGGUUCCAAUGCUUACCGCGGACGGGAGUGCGUGCGUAGGUGUGCCCGAGAGAGGCUGUCAGCUCAGCGCCAGAUGCUUUGAGUCAUGGAGGAUAUCUUCCACUGGUGCCGUGAAGGCAACACUGUACAAGUGCGACUAUGGCUAGACGACACUGAACAUGAUAUGAACCAAGGAGAUGACCAUGGCUUCUCACUCUUGCACUGGGCAGCCAAGGAGGGUCACUUGGGUAUUGUGGAGAUGCUGAUAACCAGAGGUGCUCGGAUUAAUGCCACAAACCUCGGUGAUGACCAUCCGAUCCAUCUGGCGGCUGCUCACGGGCAUAGGGACAUUGUCAGCUUUCUGAUAAGACACAAGGCAGAUGUUAACUUCAUCAAUGAGCAUGGAAACACCCCACUACACUAUGCCUGCUUCUGGGGUUAUCAGUUGAUUGCUGAGGACCUUGUACAGGCUGGGGCAUCAGUGUCCAUUGCCAACAAGUAUGGGGAGGUUCCACUGGAUAAGUGCAAAGGAGCCAUGGCAAAGAAGCUUCACAGCUUGGCAGUUGAUUGUGGCCAAAACCUUGAGAAGGUUGCCUUCAAAGAUCAGAGCUGGCUUGGCCUGAAGACUCGUAGCCGUGACCCUACCCUCUCCAGGCACAAAGGCAUUAAUAUCAAUGAACUGUCGCUUCACACCAAGAUUGCUAUAAGCCCUUCUGGAGAGAUGUGGCGUGGGAAGUGGCAAGGGAAUGAAAUUGUUGCCAAAAUUCUGGCUCUGAGGGAAUGCUCUCCUCGAGUGUGCCGUGAUUUCAAUGAGGAGUUCCCGAGGCUAAGAAUCUUCUCACAUCCCAACGUCUUGCCAGUUGUUGGCUGCUCUAACUCUCCCCCAAACUUGGUGGUCAUCACACAGUAUCUCCAUAAUGGGUCUCUCUAUCAGCUGUUGCACCAGGAAACAUCAGUCGUUGUGGACACGGCACAGGCUCUCAAGUUUGCCCUGGACAUAGCGCGGGGGAUGGCUUUCAUCCACUCUUUGGAGAAGCUGGUGCCCAAUCUGUACUUGUCCUCAAAGCAUAUAAUGGUGAAUAAUGUCCUUUUUGGAGUCAAUAGACUUUUGGCUGAUAGUUGGCAUGGAUUUCAAAAAAAAAAGGAAAUUUUUCCUAAAUGGUUUUAUACAACAGCUCUGCAGAAGAAACCAAAAGAUCUGAAUGUGAAGGCAGCAGAUAUGUGGAGCUUUGCAGUAACCCUCUGGGAGAUGGCGACACGUGAGGUUCCAUUUGCUGAUCUUACGCCAAUGGAAGCAGGAAUGAAGAUUGCCACAGAAGGCCUCCGCGUCAGUGUUCCACCAGGGAUAUCUCCACACAUAUCAAAGUUGGUUCGAAUUUGCAUGAAUGAAGAUCCUGGCAAACGACCAUCCUUCGACAUGAUCUUGCCCAUAUUGGAGAAAAUGUGCACACAGUAAAUGCCCAUAAUUCUCAGAGGAAACUAAACCUAAUGUCAUUUUUGACAUGCCUUGAAUAUCACAUUCUGGAGAAAUGCCUUUGGGUAUAAUGUUUUCCUUAUUUAAUUUGUUGAGGGUGUAACGGAAUUUCAGAUUUUACAAUUUGCUUGAAGAGGAUGUUGUUAAACUGAGUAUUAAUUACUUACUUUUGGCCACUAAUUUUGCAUGGAUAUAUGGAUUCAUUUCAGAUUUCAUAUUCAUAUAGCCUUUUUUCACUAAUGUAGUCUUAAAAAAAAAGUUUCAAUAAAUAUAUAUUUUGUCACAAAGGAUCACUUCUUACAUAGUUUUUAAUUAGUAUUUUUAAAGUUGAAUGAAAGCAAAAAUAGAAAAGUUUAAUGCAUUAUAAUUGGAGAUUUGCUUACAUUAGGUAUAGAUGAAAUCAGGUCUCUCUCUUUCUGUCUCUCAAAAAAAAAGUGCCACAUUUCUAUUUAUAAGGUUUUUGAGAGUAUCAAGGAAAAUAUUCCGCAAGUUUAUUUCAUAAUAAUGUUAAAUACUUCCAUUUCCCAACAUUAAAUUUAUCAGGACUACUGACCUAUUAUUGUGCCAAGUAGGGUAUGGUCUAUUUUUGCGAAGUACAUUUUGAGAAUUUAUGACAGUGCAAUGUAUGAUAGUUAUAGAUAGAUAGAUUAGUAUUUAGUUGACGUGAAUGUGCAUUUAUAGAUGGUACUAUAGAAAUGGACAAGAUCACAUGUAAUCUAGUUUCCUAGAGGCAUGGAAGGCAUUCUGUAAAAAUAUAGGAAGAAGAAUGUUACCACAAAUUGACUCUACAAGUCUAUACAUAUUCAAGUAUUAUUAUUUUGUAUAGGAAGUGAUACAUAUUGUAUAGUGGUCUUUAAAUAAGGAGGUUGAGCAAUCAAUAUAAUUUAGCAGUAAAUUAUACCCGCUUCAAUAGUACAGCCUAGAAAGGUAGACUAGUAUCAAUAUCUGUCUUGUGCAGAAUCCUCUAUAUGUAUCGUAUUGCCUUGUCUCUAGAAGUGAUUAAUCAACAUAUUUACCAGAAAUGAUUGUGCUGACAUUUGGCAGAGAUGCAGGACCUGUCUACUUGACUGUGUGCAAGAUAGGCCAAAGAUUGCAUGAAAUCAUCAGGUGCUUCAAAUUUUAUCAUCUAGAUGAGAUUGUAAAGGAGUUUCUUUUUAGACAAACGGAGUCCUGGUUGAUGUCAAAUGAACCAACACUUCAUUGACAGUAGCUAUAUGAGUUCAAUCAUGUAGUCGCCUUAUGUUAUUUUUAAAAAAAGAGAACAUCACAUGUUAUCUAUGCAACUUGUAAUAUAGUAGAACUUCUUGCCUUUUAUUUCUUCAUAAUGUAGCAUUAAGGGAUUUCCAUAGAUGAGGUAGAAAUCUUUUAUGCAAAUAACUCUUGUACUCAAGCUCUCCUUGCCUAUUAUAUAAUAAUCAUGGAUAUUAUUGCAUUGCUAGACUGUUCAUCUAUGGAAAUGUAAUCUCCGCAUCUAGUUUUAACCAUGUAUGUCACCACAGAUAGUACUAGCUUCUAGUUACAAACUAGGAACCAUUGAAAUGUAAUAAUGAAGUGUACACUAAUUGUAUUUGAUAGUGUAUAUUUUUAGAUAACUUUGAUGCCUUAUUGCAUUUGCAGUGAUUUCAUUUCUUCCAUUGCAAGUGGAAAUGUUUGGUGCUAAUUAUUAAAAAAAGCUUGGAUUCAAAUUAUUACCAGGUUAACAGCAGUGUCAAGAACACUUCAUAUUGUAAGUUCAUUGGCAGUCUUGUUAGAGAAUGCUUGUCUGGAUGAUCUAGGUGGCAUGAGAAGGUGCUUUGAUUGAGUUUUAGCCAAGUUUGUUUGGAGGAAAAGGUGACAAAAUUGUUUGUUGUCAUGAUAGAUACCUGGUGAUUUCCAAGAAAGGCAUUUGCAUUUAUAAUUGGUUUAUAGUUGCCUGACUUCUUGCAGAUUAUAUUAUCUAUUUGUUUUUCUUUCGGUAUUAUUAUUUUUUGGAAUGAUUAUUAACCUGCUAUCAUCAUUUUUUACUUUGGCUUAUUUUGUAUAGAUAAUUAUGAUUUUCUUAGAUUGCUUAUUGAUAUGUUGGAGUUUUGGUCAAGGAUAUGAUUUGCUUGUAUCAUAAUUCUUUUUAUUUUUUUAUUUUUUUAUUAUUAUUUUUUUUUGUUCUAAUUAUGCUUAAAAGGAUGAAUCUUCAUUUGAUGGGUGUGGCAUACUGUUUUUCCCACAUACCAAUCAAUUUAUUAACUAAAAAAGAGUAUAUAAAAUAGUGAUGAAAGUAACCUAGAAAGUGAUUAGUCGUUUAUGAUGAAAGUCCUACUAAAUCCGUUUGCUAUUAUUGUAUACCUUUAUUUAUUUAUUUUUUCUUUUUUUUGAGUUCUUCAGAAUGGCACAAAUGUUGGGCCUCAAAGAAUCAAAAGUAAAGUUGUCUUGCGUGAGAACAAAUGUUACUCCGGAACUCUGGCUUGGUCUCUCCCGUUGUUGUUGGUCCACGUGGAUGUGCCUUAUGUGUCUCGUCUCGUAGUCUAGGGUCCACUUUGUCCAGCACAAAUGGUAAUGAUGUCUACUUUUUCAGUGACAAGAAAAAUGAAAAUGAUAAUUAUUCUUAAUUAACGUUUUACUAAGCAUUGGUCAUGUGUUCAAGACAGUGAUUAUUUUUCUUUCAGAAGAAAAUGGCUUUUAGAUCGUGUGUAACUUGAAAGUGAAAAGUAAUCAAAAAGUUUUCCCUUACAGAAUCUUCAUUAUUAUUUCACCCAAUUUACUUUCGUCCUCGUUUUUCUUUCGUAGGCUAAUACUGCUAGAAACAUCAUAUUGGAUUGGUAAUAAUCCAUGUGCAUAUGUAAUGUUAUUUAAAGUAAACUCAUUUUAGGGAGAACAUGCACACAAAUAUAAAUAAGAUAUAUCUACACACAUGCAAAUAUACAUACACAUACAAACAAACAAGCAUGCAUAUUGAAGUACAAGGUUAAAUGUACAUACAGAAAUGCACAAGAACACACACACACACUAAAAA
Molecule: messenger RNA, 4566 nt
Organism: Penaeus monodon (black tiger shrimp)
Lineage: Eukaryota; Metazoa; Arthropoda; Malacostraca; Decapoda; Penaeidae
Gene: Ilk
Product: integrin-linked protein kinase homolog pat-4-like
Exons: 11
Coding region: 213-1562 (449 amino acids)
Biological process (GO): cell-matrix adhesion; substrate adhesion-dependent cell spreading; integrin-mediated signaling pathway
Cellular component (GO): focal adhesion; stress fiber
Molecular function (GO): protein kinase activity; protein binding; ATP binding
Source: RefSeq, a predicted model, not a curated record